GUAGACUAGGCUAGAUUGGGGGAGCCAUCGUUGGCCUUAUCUCUCAGGUUUGGCCGGCAAGAAAUUAUGUCAAAAUGCCCAGACUUCGGCUCCACAGACUAAGUGAACUUUCGCCCCGAUCGCUUUUGCGACGAACGUCAAUUCGAGCCGACAACCUUCCCGUUCCCUUUCCCUCCUCCUUCUCCGCCACGUCGCCAUCUUCUUGACAGCCCGAACUCGCCAGUGCUCACUCUUCUCCCUUCCUUCCACAUCAUGGCGGGCAUGUUCAAGAACAUGUUUGGCGGCUCCCAGCCGUCGGGGUCAGCAAAGGUUGAGGAUGACUUUGCGGACUUUGUGAAAGCACCAGAGCCUUCUCCUGCCUCGAUCAUAGCAGCUGUCUCCUCUGGUGUUCCUGCGUCGAGUACCCCGGGUGUCAGCGCCGUUCCGUAUACGAAAUGGUACCGAGUCUGGGAGCGGACAUCCCCCAAAGACUUCCUCCAGGAGGCAAUGGUCAUGCCAUUCAUCCUUCUAAUUGUAGUCUUCCACCUCUGGGGCACGCGGAAGAACCGUCGCAAGGCUCGGGAAUGGGCCCAAGCUCAUGCGCCCUCUCUCCAGAAUGAGUUCGCGGUCGUCGGUUUCAAUGGCAUCCAAAGGUCCGAGGAUGAGGCCGCCGCGGUGCUGUCCUCCCCUGAUUCGAUCAUAAAGGAGAAGUCUGCUCAGGAAUUCGUCUCUUACGCCACUGGCCGCCAGAACGUGGCCUUUGUUGACGUCGCUAUCAAGUUGCCUAAGCGGUACAACCCGAUCACGUACUGGAUGGACGUUGUCUUCGGUUUCUUGUUUGAGAGCUGGACUAGCCCCACGGAGACCUACGAAGCGACUGCGUACACUUUUGAUGGCAAGGAGAAGGAUGUCGUCCCGGUCCCGGCUAAGGACACCUCUUCUCUCAAGGUGAACAACUCGACCUACGAUGGAUUUAUCUGGGCCAUUGUGCACAAGAACUACAUGCGUCAGUUCCGCCAGGACCGCUACGAUGCUUCUAUGACUUUCACCAAGGAGAACCCGAAGCUUCCACCUUGGGUGACCGUCAUGACAGAAAGUGCCGAGAUCACCGAAACGCUGCUUACCCCGGAAUUGAUCCAGGCUGUUGAGAAGGCCGGCGAUGAUUUCAAGUACCUUAUUGUCACUGACCAGCCUGUUGAUAAGCCUCAAAAGAUCGAGGAGACUGUCCCUCGCAAACGUGUUCAUAUCUGCUUGUCCCUGCCCUCAUCCACUUCCGGCUACGCUUCUUCCAUUCCACUAUUCAACCAAUUCCUCCGUUUCGCUGACAGGCUCGUCGCCGUGGCUCACUUCCGCGCCGAGGUGAUGCGCAAGGUCCGCCACGCACGUGAGGAGGAGAUUAAGAAGCUCCGUCGUGCGGACGAGGAGGAGAAGGCCGAGGAACGCAAGCUGGCAGCUGAAAAGAUUAAGAAGGAGGAGCGGGAACGCAUUCUGCGUGGCAUGAACGCUGAGGAGCAGCGGAAGUUCCUUGAGCGUGAGCGUGAGCGGGGCCAGAAGCGGUCCAUGAAGAAGUACAGCAAGAGAGGGUAAUCUCCCACGGUGAGAGAUCGGGAAGGAGAGGAAAUAAUUGGAGAAAAGUGAUUGGAUCUCCGUUGCUAUAGUUUCAUAACUUCGUGUACCAUGUAUUCGUACUUAAUUCUUAUGAGGUGCUGAGAGAUGAAGGAAAUUGGACGUUAAUAGCUUUAUUGUGAUGAUACAGCCUUGCAUGAUACCAUUUUCCGAGUUCUCCAUCUCCAGGUUGACAGCGCCCCAUGUGCUGAUUCUCAAUCUUUUACCAUUUGAGCACAGGGAUGAGGCCAGCCAGAGCGAAAGGGAUAUUGCUUGCAAGACGCCACACAGACUUUUGACUAUCAGACUGUCC
Messenger RNA from Aspergillus caelatus, 1897 nucleotides. RefSeq names its product CCDC47 family protein. Gene Ontology annotation, biological process: endoplasmic reticulum calcium ion homeostasis. NCBI's taxonomy places the organism in Eukaryota, Fungi, Ascomycota, Eurotiomycetes, Eurotiales, Aspergillaceae. Gene Ontology annotation, molecular function: calcium ion binding. Gene Ontology annotation, cellular component: endoplasmic reticulum. The transcript is spliced from 3 exons. The record is from RefSeq and is a predicted model, not a curated record. The coding region runs from base 253 to 1566 and encodes 437 amino acids.